AUGUUACCCCAGUUCGACAUGAUUGUUGCCCCCGCAGUGAGCACCAAGGACGGGGCGGCUUUUGAACAUGAGGCCGAGGAAAAGAUCGACCUGGAGCACGUGGAGGUCAGCGAUGACCCAAAGCGAGGAGACGGACACGAAGUGCCGGUAUCGCCAUUCAAGGACAUGCCACGCAGCAAGGCACUUCGAGUCUUCUGGAAAGCCACUGCAUUUUGUAUUCUUGUGGCCUGGGCCGCCAUCAUGGACGGCUUCUUGAUUUCCAUCCCCGGGUCCAUCGUCGCCAACAAAUACUUCAUCAAGCAAUUCUGCACUGUCUCCGAAAGUGGCUCAUGCCAGCUCGAUGCGGUCUAUGUCGGUGCUUUCACCGGUGUGCAGUCUGUGGGCCAGAUCAUCGGCAUGAUGUCCGGUCCCAUCACGGCGGACAUGUUUGGCCGUCGCUUCAACCUCGCCCUCUUGACUGUCAUACUUACAAUUGGCGUCGCGCUCGAGCUGGUUGCGAAGACUAACCCAGUGUGGCUCGUCGCCCGGCUGUUCGCCGGUUGGGGCACGGGUAUGGUGCAAACUGGUGUCCCCGUGUAUAUUUCAGAAAUUGCCCCUCAUAUGCUCCGGGGUGGUCUCAUCGCUACGUACAAUUUUUGGUUCGGCGUUGGCCAGUUUGCAGGGGCAAUCGCCUUGCAGGUUGCGGUCAAUCAGAUGGGCUAUAAGGGUCCUAUUUAUGCUCAAUUCGUCUUUAUCGGGGUGAUGGUUAUCAGUUUCCCAUUCAUCCCAGAGACGCCUUGGUUCUAUUUAAAUAAGAACCAGCCCGAGAAAGCCAAAGCAGCUCUCAAGAAGAUUUACGGCGCUGUCGACGGCUAUGACGUCGAUCUCGAGUACCGCGUCCUCAACUAUGAGCGUGAGCAGCAGAAUGCCUCGGCGGGCCAAACCAAGACGGCCAGCUACAAGAUGCUUUUCCAGGGCGCCAACCUGCGUCGUACUUGGGUCUCUUGGUUGCCUUUGCAGUUCCAAGGCCUUGGCGGACUGUCCUUCGUUCUGUCUUACACCACCUACUUUUUCCAACUCGCCGGUGUUGCCAACCCCUUCCUCGGCAAUGUCAUUGUCAAGUGCAUCCAGCUCACCGCCCAACUCGUCUCCUUCUACAACAUUGAGCGUUUUGGUCGCCGUCGUCUUCUCCUUGUUGGCGGUGCAGGCAUGACGAUCAUGUGUCUCGCCAUCGCUAUUGUUGGCACACCCAAGUGGACGCCGCCCGGAGGAUUGGUCGUGGCGUUUUUCUGCAUGUGGACUUGGUGCUAUUCAAGCAGCUGCGCGCCCAUCGGAUACGUCUAUCUGGCUGAGAUUGCGACACCCCGCCUGCGUGCAAAGACAGCCGGGUUUGCGGCCUCAAUUACUGCCUGCUUCGGAAUCGUCACCAAUUUUGUGACACCUAUUCUUUUGUCCGAACAAAAGGCCGGCUGGUCGUACAAGACUGUUCCGGAGGUGGCUGGCCGCUCGUACGAGGAGAUUGACGAGCUCUUCGAGAACAAGACGCCAACUCGAAUGUUCCGUUUGGCCAAGACGGAGGUCCAACUUGAACGGGAACGCGACACAGCGGCGAAUUAG
Apiotrichum porosum is the source of this 1596-nucleotide messenger RNA. RefSeq lists its product as uncharacterized. NCBI's taxonomy places the organism in Eukaryota, Fungi, Basidiomycota, Tremellomycetes, Trichosporonales, Trichosporonaceae. Gene Ontology annotation, cellular component: membrane. Bases 1 to 1596 code for a protein of 531 amino acids. Gene Ontology annotation, biological process: transmembrane transport; carbohydrate transport. The record is from RefSeq and is a predicted model, not a curated record. Gene Ontology annotation, molecular function: carbohydrate:proton symporter activity. The transcript has 10 exons.